Molecule: messenger RNA, 927 nt
Organism: Trichomonas vaginalis G3
Lineage: Eukaryota; Parabasalia; Trichomonadida; Trichomonadidae
Product: cysteine-rich, acidic integral membrane protein-related family
Exons: 1
Coding region: 1-927 (308 amino acids)
Source: RefSeq, a predicted model, not a curated record
AUGUCUUCACAGAAAACAUGCGAUUGCAACAAGCAAAACGCCGGCAAGUCCCAAUGGUUCAAAUGCCAAUGUUGCCCAGGUUGUAAAUGCGGAAGCAACUGCCACUGCACAAAGGAUAACAAGUGUUCUCCAGACUGCCACUGCGGAGAAGGAUGCAAUUGCAACGAAGGAUGCUACUGCAACGAAGGAUGCAAGUGUGGAAGCAACUGCCACUGCACAAAGGAUAACAAGUGUUCUCCAGACUGCCACUGCGGAGAAGGAUGCCACUGCAACGAAGGAUGCAAGUGUGGAAGCAACUGCCACUGCACAAAGGAUAACAAGUGUUCUCCAGACUGCCACUGCGGAGAAGGAUGCAAUUGCAACGAAGGAUGCUACUGCAACGAAGGAUGCAAGUGUGGAAGCAACUGCCACUGCACAAAGGAUAACAAGUGUUCUCCAGACUGCCACUGCGGAGAAGGAUGCAAUUGCAACGAAGGAUGCUACUGCAACGAAGGAUGCAAGUGUGGAAGCAACUGCCACUGCACAAAGGAUAACAAGUGUUCUCCAGACUGCCACUGCGGAGAAGGAUGCCACUGCAACGAAGGAUGCAAGUGUGGAAGCAACUGCCACUGCACAAAGGAUAACAAGUGUUCUCCAGACUGCCACUGCGGAGAAGGAUGCAAUUGCAACGAAGGAUGCUACUGCAACGAAGGAUGCAAGUGUGGAAGCAACUGCCACUGCACAAAGGAUAACAAGUGUUCUCCAGACUGCCACUGCGGAGAAGGAUGCAAUUGCAACGAAGGAUGCUACUGCAACGAAGGAUGCAAGUGUGGAAGCAACUGCCACUGCACAAAGGAUAGCAAGUGUUCUCCAGACUGCCACUGCGGAGAAGGAUGCAAUUGCAACGAAGGAUGCAAGUGUGGAGCUGACUGCCACUGCAACAAUUAA